Molecule: messenger RNA, 2278 nt
Organism: Ruditapes philippinarum (Manila clam)
Lineage: Eukaryota; Metazoa; Mollusca; Bivalvia; Venerida; Veneridae
Exons: 3
Coding region: 546-2117 (523 amino acids)
Biological process (GO): neurogenesis
Cellular component (GO): cytosol
Molecular function (GO): protein binding
Source: RefSeq, a predicted model, not a curated record
GGCACAGAUGUGUUAACAACGUAAACACGAUUUUUUAUCAGAAAAAAAAUAGCCCUCCAUUAAAGUAUGUAGGGAUUCGAGGAGGGGCGAUCGCGUGGUAAUGAUCACUUGCCGGAUGUGCUUAUUCGUGACUAAAAUUAUGCAUGGAAGGUCUUAUUACUCGUGUGUCUUCUAGGCCUCAUCAGUUUGAGUAGAUAUUUGGCAUACGCUUCUUUCAUAUCAGUGUCGCUAUGAAUUCAAACCAAACAAACAAGUUGCAAAUUAUUUAAAUGAUAUAAAUACAUGAAACAACAAUUUAAUCUAAGCUUACAACAUAUUCGAGUAUCUGAUAAAGAAAGCACUUAAACAUUCCGAUAAUAUUAACAGGUUAUCUCAGGUAACGCUAACGUGGGUGUAGGAAUCGAUUAAUAUUAUUUUUUAAGCAUAUCAGUGCAAAGGUUUCUACAUUUGCUCCAGUGGACUUUUCAAUAACUCGCCAAGAAACGAAAUAGUGUGGUACCUUCAAAGAUUCAGUAUCAGAAGUAUCAGUUUUAAAAAUAAUUUGGAUGGCAGAUGCUAGCAAAGAGUGUGUUAUGCAGGAAGUAAAGAAAGAUUGGCAAGACGGAAAGAAUCUAGGACAAUGCAUGUUGGAAUUGUUUCAACAGGGUCUCUGGACAGAUGUCGUAUUUAAAUGUAUGGACCAUGAUAAAGGGGAGGGAGUGAUUAAAGCACACAAAAAUGUGCUUGCAGCUAGAAGUUCCGUAUUUCAGGCGAUGUUCUUCGGUCCCUGUGCUGACACAACAGAUGUAGUAGAGCUUAAAGAUAAAGAGAAAGAGAUACUUUAUUUAUUCCUUGUGUACAUAUACAGUGACUCGAUUACGUUAACAGAAGGUACUGCUUUUGCAGUUUUGGAAAUGGCUCAUUAUUACCAGGUGACAAAUCUUGUUAAGUUAUGUUCAGAGUUUUUAAAAACUGUAUUAACAGCAAGUAAUGUAUGUGAAACUCUGACGUUAGCAAGGUUUUACAACCUGUAUGGCCUGAGAGACGCAUGUUGUUCCUUUAUUGAUAGUCACGCACAAGACGUUAUACAAACGGAAAGUUUCAUGAACAUAUCUGAAGAUUGUCUUUUAUAUAUUCUUAAAGGGGAUACACUUUAUGCUGAGGAAGAAUACAUUUUAGAAGCAGUGGAAAGUUGGGCACGCAGAAAAUUGGGAGAGAAAGAUGUGGCAGUGAGCGGUACAGAUAUACGUAAACGUAUCGGAAAAUCGUUUUACUUUUUGAGACUGCCCACAAUGUCUUCUCAAACAUAUCGCGAGUCAGUAAGCAGAAAGGGAUAUUUUUCUGUUGAAGAAUAUGCAGAUAUUGCGGCAUUUAUUCACAAAAACGAAAAUAUAUCCGUUACUACUAACUCGUGCCUAGCAAGAGUACACGAACUUGAAACAGUGAAUGUAAAUAACCAAGAUGGAGAAACAAGAUACUUCAAAAAUCUUCAUAUUUCCUUCGAAACUACUAUGCUUAAGAGUGCCUUCUUGUCUCGUCUUGUCCUUGGUGAUAUCAAUCCGUAUUUGGUAAACACGCAAGAUAUCUAUACCAGUGGAGGUAAUAAAACUUUUGUCGGGGACGCCCGUUUCGACUAUUCGCAGCCCAAGAACAUUAAAUACAAUUUCUUUCAAGAGCAAGUCGUGAAAAUUUCAACCCUCGAGCGUCCAAGACAUCGGAAUUACUACGCUUCAAAAAUGGUUAAAAUAGAUCGGUUCAAACUUCCUGUGAAUUUAUGUUUUUUUCUUUCGGGAAGUAUCAGUGUCAAUGACAUAGGCUUUGAAGAGGAAUUCAAAGUGCAGCAAUUUAAUGCAACAGAUACUGAAGUAAAUCUAACAAAACCUUUAUUGUUAGAGAAAAGGACCGCUCCGUAUAUCGUCAAUGUCACCAUCCGAUACAGCUGCAGCAGUGAAUUAGAACUUGAAGCCAGAUGCAGUGCAAACAAGGAACUUGUUACUAGUGACACAGGAAUGAUUCGCAUUCAAUGUGUAUCUACAUAUGAUUCAGGAAUCAAAGGUAUCGGGUUUAAACACGUCUCAAACCGUGAUAAAUCAAAUCAUCAACCGGUACCUGAAACGGAAGAAGAGAAUGUAAUAUAGAUGAUACAUGCAAAAAGCAAUGAGCCAAGAAAGCCCUCGAAUAAAAUCAACAUUAUAUCAAUGAGGAGUUUGUACAUAGACUUAUUUUAUAUUUUCUGUUUGAUUUUGAUAUUUGAUAUGUACACGAUAUAAAUGUUUACAAAACAAAAUGUAUCUACUUU